Sphenostylis stenocarpa is the source of this 984-nucleotide messenger RNA. The record is from the annotation of a GenBank genome assembly. NCBI's taxonomy places the organism in Eukaryota, Viridiplantae, Streptophyta, Magnoliopsida, Fabales, Fabaceae.
AUGGAGGAACCGAGCAAACUGAGGCGAGCCGUGAUUGAUUCCUCGGCUGGGGCAAUUUCUGGUGGAAUAUCACGGACUGUUACCUCGCCCCUCGAUGUUAUUAAGAUUCGAUUCCAGGUUCAACUGGAGCCCACAUCUUCAUGGGCGUUACUACGCAAGGAUUUGGCUGCAGCAUCGAAAUAUACUGGCAUGUUUCAAGCAACCAAGGAUAUUCUUAGAGAAGAAGGCGUUCAGGGAUUUUGGCGAGGAAAUGUCCCGGCAUUGCUCAUGGUUAUGCCAUAUACUGCUAUACAAUUUACAGUUUUACACAAGUUGAAAACUUUUGCCUCUGGCUCUUCCAAGACAGAGAAUCACAUUAAUUUGAGCCCUUAUCUAUCCUAUGUCAGUGGGGCAUUAGCUGGGUGUGCAGCUACUGUCGGUUCAUAUCCCUUUGAUCUUAUCCGAACCAUAUUAGCUUCUCAAGGGGAGCCAAAGGUUUAUCCAACCAUGAGAUCAGCAUUCAUGGAUAUUGUCCGCACUCGGGGAUUCCAAGGCUUGUAUUCUGGAUUAUCCCCUACUCUAGUGGAGAUUAUACCUUAUGCAGGCCUACAAUUUGGCACGUAUGAUACAUUUAAGCGAUGGGCCAUGGCUUGGAAUCAUAGAUAUUCCAACACCACCGUAGAAGACAACCUCUCUAGCUUUCAGCUUUUCCUUUGUGGGUUGGCAGCUGGAACAUGUGCCAAACUUGUCUGUCAUCCACUUGAUGUUGUCAAGAAAAGAUUUCAGAUUGAAGGGCUUCAAAGGCAUCCAAGAUAUGGAGCUCGAGUUGAGCAUCUUGCAUACAGGAAUAUGUUAGAUGCCAUGCGACGGAUACUGCGACUAGAGGGUUGGGCUGGUUUGUACAAGGGGAUAAUCCCAUCAACUAUUAAAGCUGCACCUGCUGGUGCUGUUACCUUUGUUGCUUAUGAAUUUACAGCAGAUUGGCUAGAGUCCACUUUUAGUUGA